GCCCGCUGGACUCUGCCCUCCCACCCAGGGAGCAACACCCAGAGGAGCUGCUGAAGAGUUCCAAGGGCUGGGGCAGGGCCCAGUGGGCUGGAGGUGCCCAUUCUCAGCUUCCUGCCUGGGGCUGGAGAGAACCAGCAGGCGCCGGGCGCAGGAGCCGCUGGAACAAUGCUGAGGCGGGCGAGGUGAGGAGCGGCCGGCUCUGCCUCCGCGAGGAAGCGUCGAAGGAGUGUCUCGAACAGGUGAUCGGAGGAGCCGGAAACCGAGGCCACCUGGGCGGGCAUCCCUCCCCUCUCCUCGGCCAGGCCCUGCCCCCCAGAGAAGGUGGGGAAACCAUGGCGACCAAUUUCAACGACAUCGUCAAGCAAGGCUACGUGAAGAUGAAGAGCAGGAAGCUCGGGAUCUACCGUAGGUGCUGGCUGGUGUUCCGGAAGUCCUCCAGCAAGGGGCCCCAGCGGCUGGAGAAGUACCCGGAUGAGAAGUCCGUGUGCCUCCGAGGCUGCCCCAAGGUGACCGAGAUCAGUAACGUCAAGUGCGUCACACGGCUCCCCAAGGAGACCAAGAGGCAGGCGGUGGCCAUCAUCUUCACCGACGACUCGGCCCGUACCUUCACCUGCGACUCAGAGCUGGAGGCGGAGGAGUGGUACAAGACCCUGUCUGUGGAGUGUCUGGGGUCGCGGCUCAACGACAUCAGUCUGGGAGAGCCGGACCUCCUGGCCCCAGGGGUGCAGUGUGAACAGACAGAUCGCUUCAACGUCUUCCUGUUACCCUGCCCCAACCUGGACGUGUAUGGCGAGUGCAAGCUGCAGAUCACCCAUGAGAACAUCUACCUCUGGGACAUACACAACCCCCGCGUGAAGCUCGUCUCGUGGCCCCUCUGCUCACUGCGCCGUUAUGGCCGGGACACCACACGCUUUACCUUCGAGGCUGGCCGGAUGUGUGACGCUGGGGAAGGGCUCUACACCUUCCAGACGCAGGAAGGGGAACAGAUUUACCAGCGGGUCCACAGUGCCACCCUGGCCAUCGCCGAGCAGCACAAGCGGGUCCUGCUGGAAAUGGAGAAGAAUGUGAGGCUGCUGAACAAGGGCACGGAACAUUACUCCUACCCCUGCACGCCCACGACCAUGCUGCCCCGCAGUGCCUACUGGCACCACAUCACGGGCUCCCAGAACAUCGCUGAGGCCUCCAGCUAUGGCGGUGAGUCCCUGCAGCGCCCCUUGGCCACCUGCCGCGAGCCUCUGUGGGAGACGAGGCCUUCUGGGCAGGGACCUUCCCACCUGGACCCGAGUCCUGAGCCUGCCUCUGUGUCCACAGGUGAGGGGCAUGGGGCAGCCCAAGCCAGCUCGGAAACGGACCUCCUUGACAGAUUCAUCCUGCUAAAGCCAAAGCCCAGCCAGGGGGACAGCAGCGAGGCCAGGACCCCCGCCCAGUGACAGCCGGGCUGGCGUGCACCCAUGACUGCGGGGCUGCCCGCUGCGUGCUGAGGACAGCCUCAGGGGGCUAUUGGCCACGCGCCUGGAGAAAGGGAGCCGCUGUCCCUUCCUUGCCCCCACGGGGAGGCUGGACCAAGGCAGAGGGCUGGCCACGCUGCCUGAGCAUGUGUGAGGGGCUGGAGCUACCGUGGGACUAUUUACUGUUCAUGAUUUUAAUAUAUACGGCUUAUGACAUAUCCUGUAUUAACGAGAUUUCCCCGUCCCUCCCUGCCACCACAUACAGUUUUGAAUCCCAUGACCAGGCCACCAAGGCUGGUUCUGAAUGUCCUCUGUGGCACAGCCCUCCCGCUGCCAGGACUCGCCUGAGCUGCCAGGGCCGGAGGCAGACAAUCAGAACUCAAGGCCGGUGCUGUCGGCAGGCUUCUCCCAGGAGCCAAGGGCUAAGAUAGCAAGUGGCUUCUCAGUUCCUCUGGGCCUAGUGGCACAGGAAGGAUCCGAACUCAUGCGGUGCCACCUGCUGACAUCUGGUUGACACCUCAGGUGAAAAGCUGGUUUGAAAAAGAACAUUUCUGCCCAGGCUCCUCCCUGCUUUGUAGGCUGAGAAGAUCCCUGUGGGCAGGAGUGCUGGUGACCUCAGCCGGGGGAGGCGGCCAGGCCAGGAGGGAGGGCCAGCAGGACUGCAGUGGGGAGCUGCCCUGCGGCCCCCUCUCACUGACCUGGGCCGGCAGUGCCCCUGCGGAGAGAGGAGAGGCCCCUCUCUGGUCUGACCACCCUCUGGCCAGAAUGGACUCAGAAACCAGCCCUUCCACUUCCUCCCCACAUGGUGCUGAGGCUCCCUGCUGAGAUGCAAUUAAAGCAAUUGACUUUCUAGUGCUGGUAUUUAUUGACUACUGGGCAGAAGGGCUAUCUUUCUAUCCACAUCAAACCUUCGGUUAUGUGUGUUGUGUUUUUUUUUGUUUUUUUAAAUACUUCGGGUUCUGCUUUGUGGGAACAGACCUUGUUACCCUGAUGUAAAUAACCACUGUUCAAGUCGCGGCAGGAGGCCCCUCCAGCAGAGCCCUGGAGCCAAGGGGGUGGCCACAGCCAGCUCAGCUCUGAACGGAGCAGGGAGCGACCACCAGAGGCACAGGCCUGCAGGAGAGCCCGAGGCCUUGGAGGGGGGGCUGCUGGCUCAGCGAGCAGCACGAUGACGCAUGAGGGAGAUUAUGUUGUGCUCUUUAUUGCCAAAAAUAAAAACUCUACUGUUAAUAAAUAUCCCUUCCUUUCU
Molecule: messenger RNA, 2697 nt
Organism: Myotis myotis
Lineage: Eukaryota; Metazoa; Chordata; Mammalia; Chiroptera; Vespertilionidae
Gene: DOK4
Product: docking protein 4
Exons: 8
Coding region: 333-1430 (365 amino acids)
Biological process (GO): positive regulation of MAPK cascade; cell surface receptor protein tyrosine kinase signaling pathway
Cellular component (GO): cytoplasm
Source: RefSeq, a predicted model, not a curated record